This is a messenger RNA of Balaenoptera ricei (Rice's whale), 1348 nucleotides long. RefSeq names its product alkB homolog 4, lysine demethylase (gene ALKBH4). The record is from RefSeq and is a predicted model, not a curated record. Gene Ontology annotation, biological process: protein demethylation; actomyosin structure organization; oxidative demethylation. Gene Ontology annotation, molecular function: oxidoreductase activity; demethylase activity; actin binding. Gene Ontology annotation, cellular component: contractile ring; midbody. The transcript is spliced from 4 exons. The coding region runs from base 42 to 992 and encodes 316 amino acids. Lineage: Eukaryota; Metazoa; Chordata; Mammalia; Artiodactyla; Balaenopteridae.
CGCGGCCCCUGCGCCUGCGCACUGGCUGCCAGGACGCGGCGAUGGCGGCUGCGGCGGUGGCGGCCCCCGAGGUCCUUCGGGAAUGCGGCUGCAAGGGUAUCCGGACCUGUUUGAUCUGCGAGCGGCAGCGCGGAGGUGACCCGCCCUGGCAGCACCCCCUGCAGAAAACACACCGGUUCAUUUACUACGCCGACACCGGCUGGGCUGUGGGGGCCGAGGAGUCCGACUUUGAAGGCUGGGCCUUCCCCUUCCCAGGCGUGACGCUGAUCGAGGACUUUGUGACCCCGGCGGAAGAAGCUGAGAUGGUACGGCUGAUGGACCGCGACCCCUGGAAGCUCUCACAGUCUGGACGGAGGAAGCAGACACUCCUUACUGAUCUCAGCGAGGCCCGGCCCCGCACAUCGGACUACGGCCCCAAAGUCAACUUUCGGAAACAGAAGCUGAAGACCGCCGGCUUCCGGGGCCUCCCCAGCUUCAGCCGGGAGGUGGUGCGGAGAAUGGGCCUCUACCCCAUCCUGGAGGACUUCCGGCCCGUGGAGCAGUGUAACCUGGACUACUGCCCGGAGCGGGGCUCGGCCAUCGACCCGCACCUGGACGACAGCUGGCUGUGGGGGGAGCGGCUGGUGAGCCUCAACCUGCUGGCCCCCACCGUGCUGUCCAUGUCCCGGGAGGCGCCCGGCAGCCUGCUGCUCUGCCUGGCCCCGUCCGGCCUCCCGCAGGCCCCGGCGGAAGGCGCACUGGCCCCCGGCAGGUCUGUCCCGUGCCGGGAGGUGGAGGUGGCGGUGCCCUUGCCCCGCCGCGCUCUGCUGGUGCUCACGCGAGCCGCGCGGCACCAGUGGAAGCACGCCAUCCACCGCAGGCACAUCGGGGCCCGCCGCGUGAGCGCCACCUUCAGGGAGCUGUCUGCCGAGUUUGGCCCCGGCGGGAGGCAGCGGGAACUGGGGCAGGAGCUCCUGCAAACCUCGCUCUCCUUUCAGGGGAGACCCACGUGAGCCGCCUGCCCGGGGACGGGAGCUGGCGCUGGGCCUGGCCGGGGGUGCUGGCUCCAGAGUGGACCAUUAGCCGGCACUGAAGGGGGCGCCCAGCCCGAGGGUCUUUCUCAGGUCUUAAGAGGAGACCGCUUGACACCCUGGUGCCCGGCAGCGCGAGCCCUGUCCGUGAGCUGGCUCGAUGGGAAGGGGCCUCAAGUCGGUCCCCUUUGACCUGCGCCGUGGCCACUUGCCUGGGUUGUUUAAUUUGUCACAGCUUGAGGGCAGUGGCAUACUUUGAGCUUAAAAAUCGUUGGUACCACUUCAGGUCAUUUUCUCCUUUAUCUGUCUCUCUUAACAAGGUUGCCCGAUGUCCCAGC